Messenger RNA from Penaeus chinensis, 714 nucleotides. Its product is annotated as myosin light chain kinase, smooth muscle-like. The coding region runs from base 1 to 714 and encodes 237 amino acids. The record is from RefSeq and is a predicted model, not a curated record. The transcript is spliced from 2 exons. Lineage: Eukaryota; Metazoa; Arthropoda; Malacostraca; Decapoda; Penaeidae.
AUGCCGAAGAUAAGAUUUAUAAAGCGGCUUUUCCUCCGCGGCAAAGGCUGGGUGAAGCAGCUCCUUGGUUUCUUAGCUUCUAAGCUUCUCGGCUCCUCGGCUCCUCGACCCCUCGGCUCCUCGACCCCUCGGCUCUUCAGUUCCUCGGCUCCUCGACCCCUCGGCUCCUCGACCCCUCGGCUCUUCAGUUCCUCGGCUCCUCGACCCCUCGGCUCUUCAGUUCCUCGGCUCCUUGGCCCCUCAGCUCUUCAGUCCCUCGGCUCCUCGACCCCUCGGCUCCUCGACCCCUCGGCUCCUCGACCCCUCGGCUCUUCAGUUCCUCGGCUCCUUGGCCCCUCAGCUCUUCAGUCCCUCGGCUCCUCGACCCCUCGGCUCCUCGACCCCUCGGCUCCUCGACCCCUCGGCUCUUCAGUUCCUCGGCUCCUUGGCCCCUCAGCUCUUCAGUCCCUCGGCUCCUCGACCCCUCGGCUCCUCGACCCCUCGGCUCCUCGACCCCUCGGCUCUUCAGUCCCUCGGCUCCUCGACCCCUCGGCUCCUCGACCCCUCGGCUCCUCGACCCCUCGGCUCCUUGGCCUCUUGUCUCCUAUCCCCUUUGCUCUUGUGUCCCUCCCGGAACAACUCCCCUCGAAGGCCCCUUUAAUAAAUCUUGGGGAGGUUCAGCUGCGUGACCUGCCUCAGAAAGACUCUCAUCAGACGGCCGGCAGCUGCGUGUAA